Messenger RNA from Plasmodium adleri (nom. inval.), 396 nucleotides. RefSeq names its product conserved Plasmodium protein, unknown function. Bases 1 to 396 code for a protein of 131 amino acids. NCBI's taxonomy places the organism in Eukaryota, Apicomplexa, Aconoidasida, Haemosporida, Plasmodiidae. The transcript is spliced from 2 exons. The record is from RefSeq and is a predicted model, not a curated record.
AUGAUAUUUUUGUCAUUUUUAAAUCAGUGUGAAGAGAAAAAAAAAGAAAGUUACGAUUUAUUAAAAGAUAAUAGUAAUAUAAAUCCAGAUGUUAAAAUUGUUGAAUCGGAAUAUAUAAACUGUGAAAUAAAUAAUAAAAAAAGGGAAUGGUCCAAAAAUAAGUUAAAUAAAGAAUUAAGAAAAUGGAAUCAUGAUAUUAUCUGUUCAAAGCAGUAUCAGUAUAAUCCAUUCAAGCAAUCAUGUGACAAGAAUUUUUAUUUUUUAAAAGAAGGACAGAAAUAUUAUACCUCCAACGAAAAAUUGAACUCUCCAUCUAUUCAUAUAGCCGCAUGUGGGAUUUUUAUGACAAUCAUUAUAGGCUUAUUAAAUUUUAAAAAUAAAAAAAUAAAUAAAUAA